Molecule: messenger RNA, 643 nt
Organism: Prorocentrum cordatum
Lineage: Eukaryota; Dinophyceae; Prorocentrales; Prorocentraceae
Source: the annotation of a GenBank genome assembly
GGGGUUUUCCAGAGGGGGUCCUGGGACCGACCACACCCUGCUGCUCAUCUUCGCUCUCCUACUCGUCGUCCUCCCGCCGCGCAGCGAAUGUUCUGCAAACGGCCUUUGUCAGCGAAGGUGCUGACACACAGCAGUGGCCACGCGGCCAACUCAGCGGGCUUGGCAGCCGGCCACUCUGGGUUUGCCCAGCCUGCCGUCGCGAAAAUUGCCACAUGGGAGCCGAAGCUCGCGGAAAACCGGCUCGCUCCAGUGAGCGAGAUGCUUCGCUCGCGCGGAGGCCAGCGUCGGCGCAGGGGAGGCGGCGAGGCAGGGGAGAAGAGAGGAGAAGGAGGACUGAGAAGUCAGGCCCUCCAGGGCCUGCCGUUGGCCUCUGGCUGUGCGAGUCACGUGGGUGCGCCUUCCGCCGGGCUCCGGCCUCGCGCCUCCUCGGGAGCGGGGCGCCAGCGGGCCGCUGGCGGCAGCGCGAAGAAGCAGGGGUCGGGAGUCGCCCUGGCGCGCGAAAGGACCACGGCGGAGCCGCCCCGGCGCGCUCUGUACAGUGGCGGCCCUCGGUGACAAAGGUCUUCGGGAGCCAAUACGCUGUAGCCUAUCGGCUGUGCUGGGGACCGAACGCCAGCAAUGGUCUCAUCCUCACCCUCUUCUC